AUGUCACAAUAUAAGAGAAAGAAUGAUGGUAAUGAGGCAAGCCAUAUCGAAGAUGGUCCAGCUACAAAACAUUUAGCAAUGGAAGAAGAUAAGAUGAAAUCUUUAUUCAAUCAAAAGAUCUGGGAUCCUAAAUUUCAAGAUGAUUUAGAAAAGACAAUUGCCAAAUCUGAACCUUAUAAUUGGGGGUCUAUUACUGAUUUAGUUGAUGAUGAUUUAUUAAGAUCCGUUCGUAAAGAAAUUGAAAAUGAAAUUCAUUUCACUCUAAAAGAAACUGAUAUUUAUAAAGUUAACCAAAGUGGUGAUUUAGCUAAUUUAUCUGGGUUAGAUUGGGCCGAUCUUUCAAGAUUACCAAAUAUGUAUAAGUUACGUCAAAUCUUAUACUCUGAACCAUAUAGAAAAUUUAUCGCUAAAAUUACUAAUAGUAAAUAUCUUUCAGGGUCUAAGAUGGAUAUGAGUGUCAACACAUACACAAAGGGUUGUCAUUUAUUGACUCAUGAUGAUGUGAUUGGUUCUAGACGUGUUAGUUUCAUCCUAUAUUUACCUGAACCUGAUAGAAAAUGGAAAGAACAUUAUGGUGGUGGUUUAAGAUUAUUCCCAAGUGUAGCAAAUAAUAUCCCUUAUACUGAUCCAUGUGCUAAAUUGGUUCCACAAUUUAAUCAAAUCGCAUUUUUUAAAGUUAAACCAGGUUAUUCCUUCCACGACGUUGAAGAAGUUAAAGUUGAUAAACAUAGAUUAUCAAUCCAAGGUUGGUACCAUAUUCCACAAGAAGGUGAAGAAGGGUACAUUCCAGGUGAAGAAGAAGCUUGGGUAAAUAACAACAAUUCUACUCUAUCUCAACUAGAGUUUAACUUAUUACAAGAAUUCGAAUAUCCAAAGGAUGAUAGAAAACUUGUUGUUAAGGAACCAUCUCAAGAAGAACAAUUAACGAAAUUAGCUGAAGAUAUUACAAAAUUAUCUACAGAUGAAAUAAAAGAAUUAUCUAAAUAUAUUGCAGAAGAACAUUUAACUGAAGAAGGUUUACAAGUUCUUCAAAAAAAUUUCCUUGAAAACUCCGCACUAUCAAUUGAUAACUUCUUAAAUGAAGAAACUUCUCAACUUCUUUCGAAAUUGAUUAAAUAUAGAGAGUUGAAUGAAAAAUGCCCAACUACUGUUAAAGAAAAUAAAAAACCAUGGGAAACUGCUAAACCACCACACAAAUGGAGAUUCUUGUACCUCGACGAAAAUGAAUUCAAUGAAGAAUCCCAAAAUGAAAAGAAUGAAUUGGAUUCCAAACUUUAUGACUUGUCUCAAUUUAUACAAUCAUUUGUUUUUAAGAAAUUUAUCGCAGCCAUUACUUGUCUAGUCCCAUUGACUCAAUCCGUUAUAGUUAGAAGAUUCAGACCAGGGAACGAUUUCACUCUAGCAGAUAGAUUACAACUAAAUAAAAACUUCGAUAACUUAAUGGAUUGUAUCCUAGAAGGUACUCUUUCAUUAAGUGUAUUUGAUGAUUGGGAAAAUGGUAACAUUGGUGGUUAUCAAAUUUACAUGUUAAACGAAGAAGAUAAUGGUGACGAUCAAGCUGUUGUCCAUGACGAUAACGGUGAAUCAGUUUUAAUUAACAAAGCUGCAUCUUGGAAUUCUUUCAACUUGGUUCUAAGAGAUGAAAAUGUCCUUGAAUUUAUUAAGUACGUCAGUUGGGGUGCUAAAGGUAGUAGAUGGGAUAUUAAAAUGUUGUGGGACGUUAAGGAUACUGGUGACGACGAUGAAGAAUAA
Maudiozyma saulgeensis is the source of this 1752-nucleotide messenger RNA. NCBI's taxonomy places the organism in Eukaryota, Fungi, Ascomycota, Saccharomycetes, Saccharomycetales, Saccharomycetaceae. The record is from the annotation of a GenBank genome assembly.